AUGGCGAUCUCAACUAAAAGAUCGGAAUCAGUGUUGAUUCUAGCAAACGUGACUAUGUUCCUAGCAUUGGUUGUGUCGGGUCCUAUCAUAGCUGAAGCUGCACGUGCCUUUUUCGUGUUCGGCGACUCGCUCGUCGACAGUGGCAACAACAACUAUCUGGUCACGACUGCACGGGCCGAUUCUCCACCGUAUGGGCUUGAUUUUCCAACUCGGAGACCAACCGGCCGGUUUUCCAACGGUCUUAACAUUCCAGAUCUCAUCAGUUACGUUUGCUUACUAAUCUCAUUAACCGGUGAAGCAAUCGGCAAUGAAGAGUCGCCGUUACCGUACCUUAGUCCGGAGCUAAGGGGACGUAGACUACUUAACGGUGCCAAUUUCGCGUCAGCCGGCAUUGGUAUUCUCAACGAUACCGGAUUUCAAUUCAUAAACAUUAUAAGAAUGUACCAACAACUAGCCUACUUCCAACAAUACCAACAACGUGUGAGCCGCUUGAUUGGGAUACCACGAACACAACGGCUCAGGUUACAUUCGCUUGGAGUUGGUCGAGUUCUAGUGACCGGAGCGGGACCACUAGGAUGUGCACCGGCUGAGCUGGCGAGAUCGUCCAGUGGGAGAUGCUCGGCUGAGUUACAACGAGCUGCGUCUCUAUACGAUCCUCAGCUAACACAAAUGAUAAAUGAUCUUAAUAGGAAAAUUGGGAAAACUGUUUUUAUUGCAGCAAACACUAACCAAAUGCAAAUUGAUUUUAUAAGCAGUCCACGAAGAUUCGGUAAUUGA
Molecule: messenger RNA, 777 nt
Organism: Eruca vesicaria subsp. sativa (arugula)
Lineage: Eukaryota; Viridiplantae; Streptophyta; Magnoliopsida; Brassicales; Brassicaceae
Source: the annotation of a GenBank genome assembly